Molecule: messenger RNA, 1376 nt
Organism: Mesitornis unicolor (brown roatelo)
Lineage: Eukaryota; Metazoa; Chordata; Aves; Mesitornithiformes; Mesitornithidae
Product: thrombospondin type-1 domain-containing protein 1-like
Exons: 1
Cellular component (GO): cell periphery
Source: RefSeq, a predicted model, not a curated record
CUCUCAAGGCUCCCACCCCACCUUCUGCUGAGCCAGGAGAGGACCAGAAAGCAAACAACAUAGUCACCAUCACAGGUAUCUCCCUAUGCUUGUUCAUCAUCGUUGCCACCGUUCUCAUCACCCUCUGGAGGAAGCUCUGCCGAGCUCAGAAGUGCAGUGCUGCUGUCCGCCGAAACUCCGUCCAUUCCCCCGGUUUCCGCAAAAACUCCGACGAAGAGAAUAUUUGCCAAGGAAACAAGCAGCGAGACAGCUUCACCGAAGGAGGGGAUGCUCCUGUUAAUAUUCCUUUGACCUACAGGCGGAGCCUCCAGUUUGCCCAAGAAGAUGAUGCCUCUGGAAGUGAGAACUUUCAGCCAAACGCCCAAAAAAUAAUCCCUCCGAUUUUCAGCUACCGCCUGGCACAGCAGCAGCUGAAGGAGAUGAAGAAGAAAGGCCUGACUGAGACCACCAAGGUGUACCACGUCUCUCAGAAUCCCCUCACAGACACAGUUGUUGGUGCCACCACGAUGCUUCCCCUGAGCACAGAAAACCAAGAGGAGACAGUGGCAAACAAAUUUAGGAUCAAAUCUCCAUUUCUGGACCAGCCAACCAGUCAGCCCAGAUUCCCAGGGGAAAGCUCUCACUCUAGGCUGGAUUUUCCAUUCUCGCAGGCCAAUCCUGCAAUGAGCCCUACCCAAACCUUGAUAAGAAGAGCUCAUUUCAAGCACCAGGAUAACAGAGGGGACUUGUCCGAGAGGGGCUGUCACAGAAACCCACAGUUCAGAAGAACAGCCAGUUUCCAUGAAACUAAAAAGGCCAGGCCUUUCAGAGAGAGAAGCAUGUCCACCCUCACCCCCCGACAGACUCCUCUCUACAACUCCAGAACCAGAACGUGGGACCAGGGUUUGGAGAACAGGACACGGCCAAAAUCGAGAAACGCUAAUCUCACCUGUGAAAAGCUGGAGCAGCCCCACAGCAGUGUGCUGGGUUGUGAAACGCAGGGCCAUGGCGCAAAGGGCCACCACAGGGCAGGUCCCUCGGUGAAGAAGCUGGACCCGGUCACCGACCGCCAGCCUGCUGGCCAGGAGAGGGCAGCUGAUAACCCUGAGCCCAGCCGAAGUAAGAGGGGCCCUUCAUCUAACCCCAGAGGUGCGUGGAGGAAGGAAAUGGGCUCGGCUGGCAAAGAUAAUUCCCAGAGAGGCCUCAGCAUAAGCCCUGCCCAGCACCGAAGGGACAAGUGCCAGAGCUUCCCCUUAGACCCUGAGUUUGCCUUUUAUGAUAAUACUACUUUUGGCUUGACAGAGGCAGAGCAGCAGAUGAUCGACCUCCCUGGGUAUUUUGGCUCAAACGAAGAGGAUGAAACAAGUACUUUAAGCAUUGAGAAGCUGGUGAUCUGA